Molecule: messenger RNA, 363 nt
Organism: Fraxinus pennsylvanica
Lineage: Eukaryota; Viridiplantae; Streptophyta; Magnoliopsida; Lamiales; Oleaceae
Source: the annotation of a GenBank genome assembly
AUGCCAAGCUGGUUGAAGUCGGAAUUUGACUCCAAGUCCACCAAAUAUUCCAAGGACUUCGCUGUUUUUGAUCGCGAAGUGGCAGAAAGCCUGCAGAAUGACUUGGAUCGAAUGAUAUUGCCCGAGACAAUUCGGUGGCGCAUCCAAACCGCGAUGCCAAUUCUUUUUCCAUCCAUUCGGCAUUCGAUCUCUUGCCAGCCUCCAUCCGUGUCCCCUGCUGCCUUUUCUUUUCUUCAGCCCAGCAAUCUAUUAACCAUAUCAAAUCCUAGCAGUUCGAUUUUGCCUCAAGAGGAAUCAAGCUUCAUUAAUACGUUCAACCACAAAUGUGAAAACAAAGCUGUUGCUAGUAGAGCAGGACCCUGA